Molecule: messenger RNA, 453 nt
Organism: Pseudozyma flocculosa PF-1
Lineage: Eukaryota; Fungi; Basidiomycota; Ustilaginomycetes; Ustilaginales; Ustilaginaceae
Exons: 2
Coding region: 1-453 (150 amino acids)
Source: RefSeq, a predicted model, not a curated record
AUGCGGCACUUUGCGCCAUACUGGACCAGGACCGUGGUCCAGCCAUUCAUGCUCAAUUUCGACGCGCCUCGCGACAUGACGACGGCAGACUAUUCGAGCACGCAGCCGACGCUGGUCCUCCACCGUGUCCAGUCCGGCGUCUACUUCGAGGACGAUUCGUGGUCCGACGACGAUCCGGCGGGCCUCGUCUGGCUGAACGCCAACCUGCCGAGGUGCCACGAGCACGACAGGGACAUCGAGGGCGUUCGACAGCGAUGGUGGGCCGACGGCGACAGGCCGGCAUGGCUUCGAGGACCGCGUCCGUACACAGACGAAGACAUCGAGGAGGCGAGGCAGAGACAGGUCCCCGAGCAUGUGCCCAUUCCCAUGCUCCGCCUCCACCAGGCGAGAAUUGGCGGCGAGCUGCCCGACUGGGGCCGAGACGCCGACGUCUGGACCUCGCAGCUGGGCUGA